AGCAAUAUUUAAACUUCAAGAAACGUGCCUGUCGUUGGGGUCAGCUUCCAACAUUUUUCAGUCUGUUCUAGAAUAGUUCACUUGAAAUAUUGCUGCUUAUUUUAACUGCGAGGAAACUGUAAACAAAUGGACAAGGAGGGGAAGGAGGGUCAACAGGACGAGAAGCCUCCCCAUCCUCCCAGGCCACCUCCUCCCACACUGCCCCGUGGCACGGCUGGCGGUAGUAAAUCUCCCCGGAAACCGCCACCAACUCCUCCCGCAAGGCGGGUCAUAAGAGGUACUGAUGUGGAAAACUCUGAAGAAGCUGAAAAGCCAGCUGCCCGCCAAGUCGCACGCGCGACCUCGCCGCUGUCGGCAGCUCCAAUACAUAAGCCGCCACCAUCCAAAAAGGAUGGCGAUGGAUCUCCACGCGGCAAGUCUGCUUCGCCCCGACUAGUAAUAAGGGAUCGUAGUGCAUCGGCAACUGGUUUAGUCAUCGAUAUUGCGACAUCGCCACAGACCCAGAGGCAUGUUCGGGACUUUGGUGCUUCGCCGUCUCCAAGACCACCCUUUCAGACUGUGGCCAGAUCGACUUCCCCACUUCCCGCGGCCGCUACUCAGUCGCCACAACCAAUUAAAAAGGUCAUUGCCUCAACGGCAGUGGGAAAGGAAAGUCCCCGACCUUCUGGCCAGGAGGCGGUGCCAUCGACAUCCGCCCAAGUUACUUUUGCCGGUGUAACCAAAUCCAGCGGAUUCAAUAUUUUCGGCAAAAAGAAGCCAAAAGAGCCCCCCAAGUCAACCGCCACGGGAACCCGAUCCGCCUCACUGCAAUCUGGCGGAGAUAGAUCGGACAAGAAAGCCCAAGACCGGCGGACUUCAGAACGGCGGGGCCCAGAGCGAUCUGGCCAGGAGCGGCGAUCCGGUGUCGGGCCGUCAGCUGUUCAAAAUAAGACCAAAGCCACCCGGAUUCUCUACACGACAGAUGAGGAGGUGCGAGAUGCGCUUAUGGAAUUCGCAGUAUUUAUUAUUUUUCUGGUGCUCACCUCGUUGGUGACCCUGUCUGUGCGCCACUCGUACAUGUUCUAUUUCAAUGACACAAUGAAGAAGCUCUUUACAACCCGAGAACUGGUGGUGGCCCCCUCGGUGACAAUUUCCUUUGAGAAGCUGAUCACGGUGCCCGACUGGUGGGAUUACCUGGUGUACAACUUUCUGGUCACUUUGCAUGGCGACAUGACUGUGACUAAACCUGCCGAACCACCACCCCCAUCGCCCCCUCCACAGCCCCCUCCACCACCACCGCCACCGCCGGAGAAGUUAAGAGAAGAGCCGGCAAAAGUGCCAGACGACAUAAUACGAAAUGCCGAUGGGAUCCUGGAUGAGGAUUGGGAUCAGCUGAGGGACUACAGAAGGAAGGUGCGACAAGAAGAGAGUCCCGAGGCAGAAGAGGGAGACUCGGAGAGCUCCGAAGAAAAAAUCACUGAGCCAAAUUUUGUCGUACCAAGCCAUCAUCUAACGGGUCGGGUCUUCCUUCACGAGAACUUGCUGCUAGGACCGCCACGCAUCCGACAGAUUCGGGUGAAAAAGGACAGCUGCUACGUCAAUGACGCCUUCAUCCGAUACUUCAACACGUGCUAUGCUGCGUACUCCUCCGGAACAGAAGAACGGACAAAGAACUACAAGGGAUCGCCCUACCGGUCAAUGAACGAUCUCGACUCCACUCCAAUUUGGACAGUAUUGGCUUUCUAUCGCAGCGGCGGCUACGUGAUGGACUUGACAUUCGAAAAGGAAGACAACCUGAAGAUAAUAACUGAUCUUAAGAACACACACUGGCUGGACCGAGGAUCCAGGCUCUGCCUGAUCGAAUUCAAUUUGUACAACGAGAACACAGACAUAUUUCAAAGUGUUAAGUUUAUUGCUGAGAUUCCACCCACCGGAGGCGUUAUACCCCAGGCUCAACUUCAAACAGUAAAACUAUUCUCAUUCUUCACGGAACGCAGCCUACUAAUGACUGUCAUCUACAUCUUCUGGUAUAUCAUGAUUGUGUACUAUACCAUCUAUGAGAUCAACGAGUUGCGGAAGUCCGGCUCCAAGAACUACUUCACAUCCAUGUUGAACGUCCUGGAUUGCCUGAUUCUCUUGCUUUGCUACCUCGCUUUAGUCUAUAACAUAUGGCAUACCUUUAAGGUCAAGUCGGUAACCCACAAGGCCACGACUCAGUUGACCUAUCAGAGCCUGGAUGUUCUCUGUUUUUGGAACAUCAUCUACGUUGACAUGAUGGCCAUAUUGGCCUUCCUCGUUUGGAUUAAAAUAUUCAAGUUUAUCAGUUUCAACAAAACUCUUGUGCAGUUCACAACCACUCUGAAACGGUGCUCCAAGGACUUGGCCGGCUUCAGUCUUAUGUUCGGAAUUGUAUUCCUGGCCUAUGCUCAGCUGGGCCUCCUAUUAUUUGGCACCAAGCAUCCCGAUUUUCGAAACUUCAUUACAUCAAUUCUGACCAUGAUAAGAAUGAUUUUGGGAGACUUUCAGUACAACCUCAUUGAGCAGGCGAAUAGAGUUCUGGGUCCCAUUUACUUCCUUACCUACAUUCUGCUCGUCUUCUUCAUUCUAUUGAACAUGUUCUUGGCCAUUAUCAUGGAAACUUACAACUCGGUGAAGAGUGAGAUCACUCAGGGGCGUAGUCACUUGGGAUCGUACAUCUACAAAAAAAUGACUGGUCUUCUUUAUUGGAUCACCCAUUGUGGUCGAAAACGGCGGGCUCGAGCCCAAGGAACACCCGAGGAGGAGCUAGAUCACACUCGGGAAACAGAAGCCACCAAUGAAGAACCCUAUGAACUGCGCAGUAACAUGACUCAAGCCCAGGCCAAGUAUUUCCAAGAAAUUCCGCCACAUGAAAAUCCGGAUAUGGUUCGUCUGACUAAUCGAGUGAGUCUGCUAGAGGAGAUCUUGGAACAGUUGAUUACAAAUAUGGACGAUAUUCUGAAACGGGUUGAAAAGGAAAGACCCAGAAAAUGAUGCAAAAGAAAGGUUUUUAAAUAAUGUUCUUUAGAUCACUUUGUUUAUGGAAUUACGUUACGGAAUUAAAUAAACUGUUUUGAUUCUUCAGAA
Messenger RNA from Drosophila ananassae, 3084 nucleotides. RefSeq lists its product as uncharacterized. Gene Ontology annotation, cellular component: membrane. The coding region runs from base 127 to 2991 and encodes 954 amino acids. The record is from RefSeq and is a predicted model, not a curated record. Lineage: Eukaryota; Metazoa; Arthropoda; Insecta; Diptera; Drosophilidae. Gene Ontology annotation, molecular function: calcium channel activity. The transcript has 9 exons. Gene Ontology annotation, biological process: detection of mechanical stimulus.